This is a messenger RNA of Exserohilum turcica Et28A, 1575 nucleotides long. RefSeq lists its product as uncharacterized. NCBI's taxonomy places the organism in Eukaryota, Fungi, Ascomycota, Dothideomycetes, Pleosporales, Pleosporaceae. The annotation marks the transcript as partial. The record is from RefSeq and is a predicted model, not a curated record. The transcript has a single exon.
ACUAUAGUCAUCUGCGCAACCUUGAGAUUCAUCCGCGAUACUGUGCAAGAUACGCCUGGGUCGGUAGCUAGCACGGGAUUUUUGGACCGGACACUGCUGUUCCUCGAAGUGUUUUCCACCGUGUGUUUUGGCCGCGUCACGGGCUUGCUGCGCGAUAGCCGCGUGCAUUUUGCCUUGGGCAGCGAUAUAGAGCGCUCUCUGUUUGCGCUGAACAAGGCGCUUGCUGCGCAUAGAGAGGCAUGGCGGGCCAGCGGCGAACAUAGUGCAAGCUCCGUGUUGGGCCAGAAGAACUUGGAGAGUCUCAAGCGCGGCCGCGCAGUAACGCUCGACGCCCGGUUUGACACGCAGGGCUGGCACGGCGAAAUCAGAGAGCCAUGGCAAGGUUGGAGGGAAAAGACACGGUCUGAUCUGUACGACACUUUGUUUGGCGAGGAGGAGAUGCUCAGUGUGGCGGCGAGCUGCUUGAAAUGGACGCAUCGCCUGCGGCAAAGUCUCGAGAUGGUGUUUCUGGGCGUUGGGCCGCCGACAGCAGGCUUUGGCAAGACGCGCGAAGCCGCUAUUCUAGGCGUUGCAGAGCAGCUUGAGCGCCAGCAUCGAGCUGUUUCUGAGCCGUCGGGCAACUACAAUGCGCUUGUUGGGGCGCUGCGGGAUACCAUGGCUGCCGAUCGGGUGGCAUCCCACGGGCUCACCAAGACCAUUUACCACGACGGCGGCGAGGAAGUCGAUGUCCUUGUCGAGCAGCGAGCAGACAGCGAUACGCCCUCCGAGUACCUGUGCCAUCUAACCUGGCUGCUGCAGGCGCCGCACCAAACCGACGUAGCCGUGAAAAGCGACGCAAAAGACGGCUAUCAACUCCACACGCUCAGCUGCAUGGGCUACAUUGAUGACCCGCUCAACAAACGCAGCCUGAUUCUCUACCGCGCCCCGCAAUCCCACCCUUGGGCCUCUAAUCCCCCCUCCCUGCACGACAUGAUUUGCAAAGGCCCGACUGCAAGACCCUCGCUCAGUUCGCGCUUCCUGACUGCUCGUGCGCUUACAACAAGCGUCCUCGAGGCUCACGCUUCAGGCUGGGUCCAUGGAAAUAUCACCUCGCGCAGCAUAGCCAUGCUGCCGCGCUCUCUCCAAGACCCCGAACUGUCACCAUUCCUGAUAGGCUGGGGGGUUCUGCAGUCCCUCGACACAAACACACGGUAUUUUCCGCUAGAGCAGAAUCUAUACCGGCACGGCGAGCGCUUUGGACAUCCUAGUGCUGAAUACCGGAACGAGCAUGAAGUCUAUUCUCUCGGUGUUGUGCUGCUUGAACUUGGGCUUUGGCGCACAAUGAGCAGUGUGUUUGCGAGGCGCUUGGAGAAGACGCCGAGAUUCGAGAGGGCGAACCAGCGCGAGGUUUUCCGCCGGGUCCACAAUGCCAUGCUGGGUUGGGCGAAUAGUAGUGAGAUUGAGAGGGAGAUGGGCAAGGGGUAUGCAAGGGUCGUGACGAAGUGUUUGACGUGGGGGUGUGGGGAUCCUGUGGUGGGCAUGUUGGAGUUUCGGAGGGAAGUCGUCGAUGUGCUGACGGGUGGGUGUGGGCUGUAG